AUGUCUUUAGGAAAGCUCAUAACUCUUAAGACUAACGAUAAUGAGGAAUUCAAACUCGACAAGACUGUAGCUGUAAAGUUAGAAAUCAUCAAGAACAUAGUACAAGAUGUUGAUUGUACUUCUAAUGUCAUCCCCUUGCCCAAUAUUGAUGGCAAAACAAUGACAAAGGUGGUUAAAUAUUGGAAGAAACAUUCGGAGGAAGGUGUUACAGAAGUCCAAUUAAAGAAUUUUGAUCAGGAUUUCUUGAAGAUGAGUCACUCAGAAUUACAUGACGUUCACUUGGCUGCUAAAUAUCUUGAUGAUAACCAAUUAAAGGAGGUAAUAAUCCAAGAAUUUCUUGAUAGGAUCAAAGGGAAACCAAUAGAGGAAAUACGUGAAGUAUUUGGUAUCGUGAAUGAUUAUACUCCAGAGGAAGAGGAGGAGGUCCGUAGAGAGAAUGCUUGGGCUUUUGAAUGA
This is a messenger RNA of Solanum verrucosum, 456 nucleotides long. RefSeq names its product SKP1-like protein 1B. Gene Ontology annotation, biological process: SCF-dependent proteasomal ubiquitin-dependent protein catabolic process. Gene Ontology annotation, molecular function: cullin family protein binding. The record is from RefSeq and is a predicted model, not a curated record. Gene Ontology annotation, cellular component: nucleus; cytoplasm. The transcript has a single exon. NCBI's taxonomy places the organism in Eukaryota, Viridiplantae, Streptophyta, Magnoliopsida, Solanales, Solanaceae. Bases 1 to 456 code for a protein of 151 amino acids.